GUCAGCGGGGCUAGCAUACCAGAGCUGUGUGGCUGAAAACUUGUGGCAGCUAGCGAAAAAAGAAACCGUCAGAAGAGAAGAUGGCGAGAGGCUGUCGGAACCUGCGGAGAAUAGCGGAGUACCUGAAACCGUUGCCGAGUCCAGCGAGCCGAGAAAUACAGAGCAGGAGCAGCGUCAGAUACCUGUCGUCAUGUGGGAUCCUGAUGACGCGAGCCCCUUCCCUGCUCGGACCAGCCAUGCCACGCCGGGCCGUCGUGCUCCCGGCGCGCAGCUUCUUCAACUUUACCGACUCUUUCUCCAAGAGGAAGGAGUACUCGGAGAGGCGCAUCAUCGGGUACUCCAUGCAGGAGAUCUAUGACGUGGUAGCGUGCGUGGAAAACUACUGCCUCUUUGUUCCCUGGUGCAAAAAGUCGGACCUGGUGUUCAAACGCUCUGGUUUCUGCAAGGCCAAACUGACCGUGGGCUUCCCCCCUGUGGUGGAGAACUACACGUCCCUGGUCACGACAGUACGACCUCACCUGGUCAAGGCGUCCUGUUCGGAUGGGAAGCUCUUCAACCACCUGGAGACGGUCUGGCGCUUCAGCCCGGGCCUCCCUGGUUACCCUCGAACCUGCACCGUGGACUUCGCUAUCUCCUUCGAGUUCCGCUAUCUUAUUCACUCUCAACUCUCUCACAUCUUCUUCGACGAGGUGGUGAAGCAGAUGGUUUCUGCGUUCGAGCGCCGCGCCUCCAAGGUCCACGGGGCCGAGACGCCCAUCCCCCGGGAGCUCAUGUUUCACGAGGUCCACCACACGUAGCGCCGGCCUGGACCCAGCAGCACCAACACAAACGAGUCAACACGAAUGCCAAAGAGACAGAAGACCCUCCUGUGCUCAGAGUGAAAACUGCAGUGCCUUUCCCACAACGAUGAAAGUUUUCAAAGCCGAUCCAUCGGCCGAUUGUCGCCUCGGUGCUGAACCCAGGGUCAGACCCCCGUCUGCACCUGGACCUGGACCCGUCUGUUUGUCGUCUCGUCCGUAAACCGCAGUCAGCCGUGAAGCAGAGCUGACCAACGAUGUGCACGACUCGGAUUGUUGGAAUAUUUGCACAAAGAUUCUGAAAUUGAAAGAGUCCAAACGUCUGCUGUCAUGUGUGACGGAGCUUCAGAGAGUCCAGCUGAAACCAGAAAAUGGGAAGUUUUUAAAAACGCUAAAUGUUUUAUAUUUACUAACAAACUUUGUAAAGUUUUAGUCAAAUGUGGGAGAACAUUUUCUGGUUCCAGGGAGGAUCUGAUGCUCGUCUUUGCUGAAUUGCCCCGGUUGUUGGAAGAAGUUGAGGGCAACUUUUUUCGGGGCAUUUGUAUCUUUUUUUUAGGGGAAGUAGGAUCAGUUUUUAUUUUCUUCACUGACAAACCUUUUUCUAAUCUCUGGCUCUAUUUAUGUCUGGAGUUUUAAAAGUAUAAAUCUUGAAACCUUUGAUGGUAAGAGGAGCGUGGCGCCCUGUUGUAACUAAUGUGAUCUCAGGAGGUUUGUAAAGUAGAAGAUGAAAUAUAAUUAAUCUUGAAAACAAUCAAAACAAACUGAUCCGUAGCUGAGGUCCCGCUCAGGUUCAGCUGACCCCCCCCAGGUCCCGCUCAGGUUCAGCUGACCCCCCCCCCCCCGGGUCACAUCAGGCUCUGUCUGUUUACAGGAAGAGGAGCGUUCAGAGCCCCCUACGGCUAACGGGGAAAGUAACAUUUCAGGUCGUAAGAAUAAUCUCAGUUUAUCCUUAUUCAUGCUCAGUAAUCCAGGUAGAAAUAUCCAACGGUCAGGUCAGGUCAGGUCCUCUGGACGGAUUAAAAAAAUGAAAUUGUUGAAACGUUUUGUCUUUAGCAAUAACAACAGUGUAAGAGGUUGUUAUUAACUAACUAGCUAGUUAAUAACUAGCAAUAACAGCAUUG
Nematolebias whitei (Rio pearlfish) is the source of this 1918-nucleotide messenger RNA. It is a transcript of the gene coq10b, whose product is annotated as coenzyme Q10B. Gene Ontology annotation, cellular component: mitochondrion. The transcript has 5 exons. Gene Ontology annotation, molecular function: ubiquinone binding. Gene Ontology annotation, biological process: ubiquinone biosynthetic process; cellular respiration. Bases 81 to 797 code for a protein of 238 amino acids. The record is from RefSeq and is a predicted model, not a curated record. Lineage: Eukaryota; Metazoa; Chordata; Actinopteri; Cyprinodontiformes; Rivulidae.